AUGUCUAACCAAAUGUGGUUGCCAAAGCUCACCGGAAUAACGGCUUCUAUUUGUUUCGGGAUAAAUGUAUUGAUAAUUAUUAGUCUAACAUUUGACCGCUUAGCAAAAACUUGUUUUCAAGGAUGGGCAAGAUUUAUGGUGUUUCCAUGCGUUUGGACAGCUAUAUGGAAUAUACUUGUAUACAAUUCGGGAGAUCUUAUUAACUACGCGUUUGCAUUCCUGGGCAGUAUCGAAAUGUUACAGUUUGCAUCUCUUUCGGGUUUGGGGGGCCUCAAUUUUCUCCUUGCGUGGGGUGGAACAGUAGGUGCACACUUAAUCAACAAAUUGUCACUUACAUCCCACAGUCAUGAAUCUUUACUACCCACUAAGAAUAAUCAAGAAGAUUCGUCUUCAUUGAUUAUGAAUACAGGACGAAGGAAUCGAAAGACUUUUAAUAUAAUGACAAAUCCAGUUUUGGCUUAUAUUGUUGCUCUAUUUCUAAUAAUCGGAUAUGGGUCAAUUAGGAUUUCGUUAGCUUAUAUACCAUUUUACCAAAAAAAUAUCGAAUCAUUUGUCCCUUCUAAUUUGACUAAAGUUGGAUGCGUGAUUGGCGGCGUGACUGUAGAACAUGAAAAUUCAUAUUAUAUCGAAAGAACAAGAGAUCUAGCUUCUAAUGGUACUCAAUUUAUCCUAUGGUCAGAGAAAGUAGCAAUCGCCAAUGAUACAAAACAACUCGACGAUCUUACAAGCGGAAUUAAAGAAGUUUCUCGCGUAUAUAAUACUUAUAUUGGAUUUACAUAUAUAGAUUCAUCUUCACCGGACGGAAGAAAAUAUAACAAACUAACAGUAAUUUCGCCCACGGGUGAUGUUCUAAUAGAUUAUGCAAAGAGUAAUUUAGUACCUGUUAUUGAAAACGAUAUAAGUCCUGGAACAGAUAUCUUACAAACUUUCGAUACACCAGAUUUUGGGAUUAUCGGAGGUGCAAUUUGCUAUGAUUACAAUUUUCCUAAAUUAAUUGGUCAAGCUUCGACGCAUGAUGUUGAUUUUAUGUUAGAUACUAGUUUGACUUGGGGUCCGAUAGGGAAUUAUCAUCCACGAAUAAAUGUAAUUAGAUCCAUUGAAAAUGGAUUCACCCAUUUUAGAUGUAAUAGCUAUGGGAUAAGUGGUAUAUGGGGCCCAUACGGAGAACAAUAUGCCGCCAUCCAAACAUUAGAAGAUAUAUCAUUUACAUUCCAGGUACCUUUAUAUAGACGCGUGAAAACAGUUUAUGGAGUUUUUGGAGAAGCCUUGGCGUGGGCAUGUUUGGGAUUCACGGCCGCGUUCUUUAUUAUUAUAAUUCUAAUCAUGUAUGGUCCAGAGAGUGCAAAAAAAAUAGUUAUACGAUUAGCUAUGAAACUAAGGAUGUAA
Messenger RNA from Acaulospora morrowiae, 1386 nucleotides. The record is from the annotation of a GenBank genome assembly. NCBI's taxonomy places the organism in Eukaryota, Fungi, Glomeromycota, Glomeromycetes, Diversisporales, Acaulosporaceae.